Messenger RNA from Drosophila montana, 324 nucleotides. RefSeq names its product glycine, alanine and asparagine-rich protein-like. The transcript has a single exon. The record is from RefSeq and is a predicted model, not a curated record. NCBI's taxonomy places the organism in Eukaryota, Metazoa, Arthropoda, Insecta, Diptera, Drosophilidae. Bases 3 to 248 code for a protein of 81 amino acids.
CGAUGAAGUUCUUUGUGCUGUUCGCAAUUCUGCUGGUUGCUCUGGCGGCCGUUCAGGCAGCUCCACAACGCGGCGCCUUCGGCCAUGGCGGUCGUGGAGGCGGUGGUGGUGGUGGCCAAUCAAGCGCCGUUGCCAAUGCUAGUGCUAAUGCUGCUUCCGAGGGCAGUGGAAACGCAUCGGCCAAUGCCAACGCGAGUGCCAAUGCCAAUAGCAGCGGUGGCAAUCAUCAUGGUCGCUUGGCAGGAUAAAUAACACAGCAGCUACACUUGAAACGAACCACGCCCUUUAAAAUAUUGAAUCAAAUAAAUGUAUUAUUCAAACUCA